Syngnathus typhle (broad-nosed pipefish) is the source of this 2880-nucleotide messenger RNA. RefSeq names its product neurofilament heavy polypeptide-like. NCBI's taxonomy places the organism in Eukaryota, Metazoa, Chordata, Actinopteri, Syngnathiformes, Syngnathidae. The record is from RefSeq and is a predicted model, not a curated record. Bases 21 to 2339 code for a protein of 772 amino acids. The transcript has a single exon.
UUAAACUAGAACUGUCUACCAUGUCUUCCCAGACUACAGUUGUUCAGUCUAACAGACUGCAAGAUCUUAAAGUUCGUGGUCUUAACUCAAGCAAAGGAAUCACUUUACCUCCUACAUACACACGAGAAUUCAUUCCAGCCAACAAAGCUCACAUUCCAACUAAUGAGACAGCUAAAGCUUGGCCACAUUUAGAACACCUUCAACCAGAAAUCGCACCUUUGCAAGAUUGCGAGGUAGGAUUGUUGAUCGGAUACAACUGCUCACAAGCUCUUCUUCCAAGAGAGAUUGUGUCAGGCAAGGAAGGUGAGCCAUACGCUCAGCGCACUGAUCUUGGUUGGAGUAUAGUUGGACAAACCAAUCCCUGCUUGAACUAUGGAGAUGCGAUUGGUAUUAGUCAUCGUAUUAUUGUCAAGAAGGUCAUCCCAGAGCUUAAGCCCUCUCUAAAGCUUCAGAACAAGGUCCACUAUGUCAAUAGGACAACAGUAAAGGACGUCACCCCUUCAGACGUUAUCAAAGCACUUGAAGGAGACUUCUCUGAAAGAGCCCUUGAUGCCAACCCUGUGCCACAUGAAGAACUUGAAGAGGAGAAAGACAUCAAAAGAUCUCUCAGGAAAAAGACAGUGUACCUGAAACCAUCCCAGAAGGUCCAUGAGGAGCCGAAACCCUCUGAGGACCAGGAAAAAAGGAAACCUCCCAAGGAAGUGUUGGAGAUCCCUCAGAAAAAACAAGUUGACGAAUCUUUGGGAGAAGACAAAGACAUCCAGAAACCUUCUCAAGAAGAUGAAAGUAAACCUUCUGAGAUGAAAGAGGAGAAGAAACCUCCCAAGGAGGAAAAACCUGAAGAUGUAAUUUCCAGGGAACCUGAGAAGCCCUCCAAGCAAAAACCGAAGGAACCCUUCGAAGACGUUAUGAAACCGUCCAAAAAAGAACCGAAGAAGCUCUCAAAAGUUGUCAAGGUGACCACCAGAGAAAAUACAAUCGACACUUCCAAAGUGGUCAAAGAAGUCAAGAAGAAUCCAAAAGAAAAACCUGCACCGAAAGCGGAUGUUUCCAAGAAACCUUUCAGGUUCCUGAGAGUCACCAACAAGCAAACAGCGCCAGUUCUAAAAAAAGAACACGUCAACGUGACAAAAGAAAAGGUUCCCAAGGUGAAAGCCAAACCAGAACCUUUAGGAAAAGAAAAUGAAGUGAAAAAACCUCAGAAAGAAGUCAAGAAAGAAGACACAGAGGUCAAAGUAACUUCAAAGGAAGUCACAAAGCCGCAGAAACAAGACAAGGAGGUCAAAGUACCUCCUAAGGAAGCCAAGAAAGUUCCAAAGAAACUCAAAGAACUUCCAAGCCACGAGAAGGAAGUCAGGAAACCAAAGAAAGAAGAGAAGUCGGUCAAAGAAGUGACUAAGGAUGAGUUGAAAGUAAAAGAGGACAAGGGUGUCCUUAGCAAACCUCCUAAAGAACAAAAGCUUGAAGAAGCUGAAAAACCAACCAGCAAGAAGCUUCCCAGAAAAAUAAGAACCAUCAAAGAAGCGCAAGAGAAACCACCAAAGGAAGGCAAAGAAGACAAGAGGCGUCCUCGGGAAGAUGUCGAAAAAGCUCUCAAAAGGGAACGUCUCAAAGAAGUUGAGAAACCCAUCAAAGAAGCAAACAUGUCUUCAGUGGUCCUUCAAGAAACUAAGAAACCACUUGAAGGUGGUUCCGAAGUCAAAGACAAGAGAACGUCUUUAAAAAGAUUUUUCAAAAUCCAUAAAGAAGUAACAGAAGCAAAGAAAGUUACCAAAGAUGAGAAAGAAGGCAAAACACCUCCUGAAAAAGUGUUGUUCUUCAGGAGAACUUCCAAAGAAGCUCUCAAAAAGACACACAGAGAACUUAAAAAGGAAACUGAAGUCAAAAAGCCUCCUGAAGAGGAAAUCAAGAAACAUCUGAAAGAGGAUCUUCAGAAACAAGAAACACGAGAUUCCAAGUCAACCAUUGUUCAACCUCCUCCAGGAGAGUUUAUGAAAGAAGAUUUGUAUCUUCAAAACAGAUGGAGAAGAGUCCAAUAUUUAGCCAAUGAGUUUUGGAUCCGUUGGAGGAAAGAAUAUUUGCUCAACUUGCAACCAAGACAGAAGUGGACUGCACACAGAAGGAAUCUGAAGGUAAAUGAUGUAGUGCUUCUAAAAGAAGACAUGGCACCACGUAAUGAAUGGAAGCUAGCCAAAGUCACUGAUGUCUAUCCAGGAACCGACAACAAAGUGAGAAAGGUUCGACUUUUGGUUAGUGAAAGGACAUAUGACAGACACAGUAAACUUGUGACUAAAACAGUCUCAUUAGAACGACCUAUUCAUAAAGUUAUUGUUUGCUAGAAGCUGACUAAGGGCUUGUGUGUAUUUUCAUGUUCAGUUUGUAAGCCUGGAUGUAAAUCAUAGAAAUCCCACAGCAAGAGUUGUGAGAUUGGUGGGAGUGUUACUGCUAUAUUUUCGUUUCUUUUCAUUUUCUGUGUAUUUUCAUUAUUAUUACCGUUGAGUGCCACCAGAGGGCGCUAUAGUGUAAGUGAGCUUUGUAAGAAGAAGUAGAGGUUAAUUUCCUCAGAAGAAGCGAUCUCUCGAGAGAUCGAAAGAUGCGUGACUGAAGCGUGGUCACAAAGCUAAGUUGUUAAGAAAGAUAAGAAACAAUAAGAAGAAGAAGACGACUGAAACUAAUUCCUCUCUCGGUACUCAGCCAACGAGGUAUUGUUUGUAUGUUGUAUUUGUCAGAAUCGUUUUAUGUGUUAAAUGUCUUUCUUUUGAGCUAAUUGUUGUUUGUUUGUGCUUUUAGUUUUCAAGGUGUGUUUAUGAGUCUGAACAAGCUGGAUUCAAUAAAUCCAUCAGUUGAGAAAGCCACUUGUGUCUGUUGGUACCUGGAGGA